This is a messenger RNA of Parastagonospora nodorum SN15, 444 nucleotides long. RefSeq lists its product as hypothetical. The transcript has 2 exons. Lineage: Eukaryota; Fungi; Ascomycota; Dothideomycetes; Pleosporales; Phaeosphaeriaceae. The record is from RefSeq and is a predicted model, not a curated record. Bases 1 to 444 code for a protein of 147 amino acids.
AUGUGCUAUUUAAACCCUUUUAAUCCGGGCGGACGAUACGACCUCCUGGAUGCCCUCUCAUUGUUAUCGCUGCGCCGCGACACCUCGCUCGGCCAGCCCGAUGCCAUUGGCAGCAUCGUCCGCGAACGGAUCGGAGGGGCGGCGAGGGACCAUGCCAACGACUACUGUCCAAAACAUCUCCCCAAUCCGAGCGCCGAACCACACGCUAUGGAGCCAAUGCUCUCCGUUCUUCUCCACCCACGAAGCCGUCCACUUGGUGAGCCCAAAAGAGACCCAGAACGAGACCAACAAGCCCAAGGCGCAUCUCGUUCCUGGGUGGUUGCGCCACCAGCCACCCAUCUUGACGAGGGCCGGCUCGACGUAGGGGAUACAUGGUCGAAUUACGACCAGAACAACGGACCAAAGCCAAGUCCUGAAGGUGCUCAAGUAGUUGCCCAUUUUUAA